Molecule: messenger RNA, 828 nt
Organism: Arachis duranensis
Lineage: Eukaryota; Viridiplantae; Streptophyta; Magnoliopsida; Fabales; Fabaceae
Exons: 3
Coding region: 1-828 (275 amino acids)
Source: RefSeq, a predicted model, not a curated record
AUGUGCAUUGACUACAGGAAGCUCAAUGAAGCCACCAGAAAGGACCACUUCCCCCUACCAUUCAUGGACCAAAUGCUCGAGAGGCUGGCUGGACAUGAAUACUACUACUUUCUUGACGGUUAUUCGGGUUACAACCAAAUAGUUGUAGACUCAAAUGACCAGGAGAAAACUUCAUUUACUUGUCCAUAUGGUGUUUUUGCUUACAGGAGGAUGCCCUUUGGACUGUGCAAUGCACCUGCAACAUUCCAAAGAUUAUAUGUCAAAAUGGUGGAGGCUAUUGCCACCACCACAAAUGACAACAUUGUUGUAAUGAGCUUCUUAAGAAAGAACAUUUUCAACAGGACAGCCUUCAAGACCACCAUUGGGAUGUCACCAUACCAACUAGUAUUUGGCAAGGCUUGCCACUUGCCAGUUGAACUGGAGCACAGAGCCUUAUGGGCUCUAAAACUAAUGAAUUUUGAUGAGCAAGCUGCUGGAGAAAAGAGGCUGAGGCAACUCAACGAGCUGGAAGAAUUUAGGAACCAAGCAUAUGAAAAUUCAAAGAUCUACAAAGAGAACACAAAAAGAUGGCAUGAUCAAAAGAUAGCAAAUAGGGAGUUCACUGAAGGACAAAAGGUGUUAUUGUACAAUUCUAGACUUAGGUUCUUCCCUGGAAAGCUUAAGUCUAGAUGGUCUAGACCCUUCACCAUCAUCAAAGUGUACCCCUAUGGUCAAGUGGAGCUCAUGGAGGACAAAACACAGAGAACCUUCACUACAAAUGGACAUAGACUCAAGCAUUACCUAGGGGACUCAUUGGAUAAAAGAAGAGUGAGCUACCACCUCAACUAA